CUCUCGACGUGCGAUCUGCACCGCACGCGCUGGUGCUCAUAAGCGCGCGAUUAUGGCCCAACCUCCUCGCGACUUGUUCAUAAAUGGUCACUAGAAGAUAUCCAUCCGGAAUGCGCUGGGAAUUUGGGUUGUUUUUAAUGCUGAAACUUUAAAACCUCGGGUUAACCAAAUUCGCGAUUUAACGAAGUUUUCCGCUGCAAAUAUAACGUCGUUAUCGAGGUUCGAUUUACUGCACACACGAGAGGAAAACGGCGCUCAGCAGUGGGUUGCAACCAACCAAUUGCAGCUCGUGAUGGCACGAACCCGUACGUGCGCAUUUCCGCGCGCCGCGUUCGAUCCUUCCUGCAAACGAAAGACUGUCACCGUGCUCGAGCCGACUAUGUCGGACCAGCCGCCGACCAAAAACGCCAGUGAACCGUCAGUACCAACCCAAUCCGAAGGCGGGGAGCAGGAGGAGCAGCAGGAGCAUCAGGAGGAGCAGCAGGAGCAGCAGCAGGAGCAGCAGCAGAGUCCGUGGCAGACGGCACUCAGGUACUUCAACGAGAUCUACGUGAACGGAUCCAAGCAACCGCCUCAAGGCGAGCCAUCAACCGACGACGGCCCACUCUCAGGCCUGCAGAAGGCCCUUGACUGGAUGGCCGACCGCACGUUGGUCCGGACGUCGGUGACCCUCGAAUCGGGCAGCGCUUCCAAUUCCACCGCGGCGCGCGACGAACAGUCUCCGCUCUCCAAGGCCCUGGACUACGUGUCCCUCUCGGUCUUCGCUCCCGAAAUGCUUCCGUCUAGCGACAGCCGCUCUUCCAUAGGCGUCACGGUCGUGCGACCGCCGUCCCGCUCCUGCCUUCGUGACGUUCGCUCGGCGCCGAGCAUCAAAUCCGGCGACAGCGCGCCCGCCCGUUCUCGCAGCGAGCGGUACCGGCCUCGGCCGUCUGCCCCGCAACUCCCUGCGCCCGCCAUUCGCAACCGGUACCGGCUCAAGCUGGUGCCCUCCGCGGUGCAGCGCAGACGGCCGCCGCAACGCGCCACCGCCAGCAGGGCCACGCAAAGCGAGGUUUCGCAGCCGUCAUCCCAAAGCGGUCCCCAGUACCACUACCUGAGCUUUGCGGGCGGGCAGCCGUCUUGCUGCGUGGUGCUCCCGUCGUCGGCGCCGCUUCCGUACAACGAGUGUUCGUGCUGCUCGGAGUGCCGCUGCGGUAAUCGCUUCCCAGACCCGCUGGAGAUAUUCCGAACCUUUUCACAGGCUUACCGGGCCUUCGGACUGCAGCAGAACCCCUUCGGAAUGACCUGCCUGUUGCCCUAUUGGCCGAUGCCGCAGCACCCGUACUACUUCUACCCGCCAGGCCCCAUAGUGCCGCCGCUCGAGACGUGGACGAGCUCCCGCAGCUCUGAUUCCAGUUGCGUGUGCGAACAGUGCGGGCGGGAGGUGAAGCAGCGCCGACUGGCGCCUGCCAAGGCUGUGCACGACUUCUCGACACUGGUCCAAGCCGCACCCAUGGGGAAACGGAUACCACAGAAGAAAAGCCUCUCGAAACGGGAAGUGGCAGCAGUGACUGACACCACAUCGAGCAAGCCGGCUGAUGGCACUGAAAUAAGUCCCGUCGAAGUCCCUCAAGGCCCGGAAGUCACCAGAAAAGAGUCGCAGCCGUCAGACUCAAUCGGAAGUGAUGCUGACCAGACUGCAGCUCCUAAAGGUUCUCGGACAAUUCAACAGCCAGCUAACAACCAGCCAGGCGAUUCAACAGCCAGAAGUGGAGAAGCACCCAAAGUGAUGCAAAGUGCAAGAACUGCCGAAGACACCACUUCUCCUGAGGAACCUAAAGCUACGUCUGCAUCUGUUGCCCCGCCAUUACAGCCAGCUGAAGCCAUGGCACAAGUGCAACCUCUCGUGGAUGGAGUUCUGCCUGUAGCACAGCCCCGUGCACAUGAUGGCUCGCUUGAACCACAAGUGCAACCGCCGGCCGGGCCUGUAUCAACCGCAGGGCUAGCCACUGUUCAACAUGGUCUGCCAUCCAUUGAGCAAUCAGCAGCAGUUGAGAGCAUGCAACCAGGAGUGCACGAGGAAAAGCGGCCAUCAAUGCAAGAAAAGCAACCAGGCACAGAUGAGAAAAAGCAACCAGCAGCGCAAGGAAAUCAACCAGAUAGGCAUAAGAAAAAGCAAGCUGGGGCUGAAGUGGCCCCUCUUGAUCCUAACAUUCUCCCAGGGCAGCAGUCUGACACCAGCAAAGACCCUGCGACAGCAAGUGCGGCUGCACCACCCAAGCAUGGGCUCCCUGCGCCACAGUUGCCCGAGACUCGUUUGUCUGUGCCGCAGCCUCCAAACUUACAGGCAACUAUGCCAGAAAAUUCCACGGCCGAAUUUUCACUGUCACCAGAGACCAUAAAGUCUAUGUCAGAAAUCGACACGUUACAACCACCCAACGUGCCGCGGUCCGACUCACUCUUACCCAACAACAUUCCAGGCACCAAUGCAGAGCCUCAACCACCCAAGGGUGGUAUGCAGAAUGCUCCAGCAGAUAAUCAAGGCAUAGUGGGAGGUCUCAUUGCCACCGGUACUACUGCGGCUGCAGCUGCACAAAAGAGCGAUGACUCUAGCCAUGAUCCGUCCAAAAAGGUCAAUGCUGCUGGCAAUGAAGAACCGGGUGCAUCCGAUACCAUCUCGAAGCGGUCGAGCCAGAGUGACAAAGCUGGGGAACCCCCUGAACACCACGACUACUCGAGCAAUGCAGAACACAUUAUGGACAUGUUGCGACCGGAUUUGCCCAUGUCGGAAGAGCAAGCUAUCAAUAUCGAGCCAGCCGAGCCAGCCGCUGGUGUUCAACCGGCUCAAGGCGAUGGUGCAAAGCCAGAUAAUGACGCAGCCCAUGCUGAGCAAGGUGACGAAAAGCCUGCUGAGACUGAUACCAGGGCAGCAGCCACCCAGAACAACUUCAACAGUGCCAUCAUGGGCUGCGCGGCCAUCUUUAUGGUUUUCAUCAUUCUAGUUGUGGUCUACAGCAUCAUGUCAUCUGCUUCUGGACCCCCACCAGAAAAUGUAGUCACGGAAACACCGCACGCUACUCUCAUGUUUGAUAUAGAACACUACAACGGCUCACGCAUCAUGGCAGACGAAGAAGAGACAACCCAUAUAAAUCCAUUGGACUUUUAGUGAA
This is a messenger RNA of Dermacentor albipictus, 3149 nucleotides long. Its product is annotated as AF4/FMR2 family member lilli-like. The record is from RefSeq and is a predicted model, not a curated record. Lineage: Eukaryota; Metazoa; Arthropoda; Arachnida; Ixodida; Ixodidae.